GUUUGAACUUAAGCGUUUGUCUCGGGUGUGAUAAAGUUGAAUACAUUCACAGGAGUUGUGUAAAUUCUUGGCUCUGCGUGUUGCAAAGAUGACAGAAGAACUCACAGGACAAAUGAUGGAGGAAGAGGAGGAAAGGGAGAAAUUGAAGAUUCCACAACAAAUUAAGAAUAACACAGCUCUCCCUAAACAAACUCAAGACAGUCCUGACCUUAAGAUGUCUGUGAUUAAACAAGAGCCUAUGAAGAGAGACAGACAGGACUUGAUCUCCACUGAAUUUAAGAGAGCACUCCUGGAGGUAUCUGUGAUCAUGAGCAGGUCGGAGAUAAGGAAGCUGGACAAGGCCAUUGCAGCAAAGAAGAGUGAUCUGAAAUGGCUUGAACAAAUGAUUGAGAGAGAGAAUUACAGCUUUGAAGAAUAUCUCAAGAGCUGUGAGAAGAAAUCUGCAGAUGCCAUAAAACUUUUUGAAAAAGAGAGGAAGUCCAAACAGGAGAAGAAUGCUGCGAUUGAGAAGUUAACUGACGAAAUAAGGACCAUAAAAAGUGAAUUUGCUAAGAUUGAGGAAAUCCCGUAUAAUUAUAAGAGACACGAGAACAUUCUAUUCAAGCUGUCAACUCAGCAGUGGCAGGAGGGUUUGGAGUCCAGUCCAGGUAGCGUGCCGCCUUCGACCAAAGAGCCCACGCUUUCCACAGCCCACAACGAAACACUCUCAGAAUAUGAGCAGAAGUUGGAGCUAUACUUCUCUGAUUCCCAGCAACUACUGGAUCUGUUGAAGGACCUGACAGAGCAAAAUUUGUCCCUGAUUCACAAGUUCACCAGGGUGAAUGAGUUACUGGUGGAGCCCCGGCAGGCCAUUGGGAUCACCUUGAAGAAAAUGAAAGAGGAUGAAGAGAAGCUAAUGUUGCAGGUCAAUGACAACAGAGACAGAAUUGACAAAGAAAAGAAGAGAGUUUUCCAUCUCAAAAAGAAAGUUAAGCUCCAUGACUCGUUAAAAACAGAGAAUCAGGAUAUUAUGUUGGAUGCUAUGGGCGUGAAGGUGACGGAAGUGCAUUGCUGCUGUGUGGAUAGCCGGAUGACAAGCCUAAGCACCUUGGAGAAGCUGUCCAGUGUCGAGUACCGUAUGUCUUUACUGCUCCAGCACAUUGAGAGCAUCCCUCUGGAAAGCUUGGAGACACUGAGGCAGAUCAAGGACAGUGUGAGGAGGAGCAGGCUGCGUGAAGCAAAUCUGAGACUGGAGAGGGAGAAAGUGAAAGAAAGGAUGAAGAAGUGCAUGCAAAGAUCCUUGUGUGAUACCAAGAAAAUUAGUGGAAGAAAGUUCAUGCCCAGAUGCAUCCCUGUCAAGCAGAAGAUCAAAGUCAACAGUAAAGACAACAUCCCUGCCAAAGACGAACUCUAUGCCUACCUCUUUACCACUGAGGACAUAGAGAAAAAAUAAAAUAAACACAUAUGAUGUUUUCCAUGCCAUGAAAAGUGAAAAAUGCAAAAAG
Xiphias gladius (swordfish) is the source of this 1484-nucleotide messenger RNA. RefSeq names its product coiled-coil domain-containing protein 38-like. The record is from RefSeq and is a predicted model, not a curated record. Bases 89 to 1432 code for a protein of 447 amino acids. The transcript is spliced from 13 exons. Lineage: Eukaryota; Metazoa; Chordata; Actinopteri; Istiophoriformes; Xiphiidae.